AUGAUGGAGCAUUCCCAAAAACAGCCACUCUACGAGGUACAGACAACUCCCUUAGAUAGUGAAGGAGAAGAUGAGCACACCCCCAUAUUUAAUCGAUUCCAAAGCUUGGAGGACCUGGAAACGGAGGACACUUUGCAGAAACUUGAAAGCAUGCAGAACAUCACACUUCCCGCUGACACUAAUGUAUCAGAACGAGGGAAUGAAACAAUCAAUAUCACCCACACCUUCGAGAUCAGGAGUGAUAUAGAUGGCCACAAUCAAGAAGGGCAAGAAUUAGAUGCCGUUUACUUUACUUGCAAAUUUGCCUUCCAUUUUGUGUUUUCUAACUCUAACAAUAAGAUCUGGUGUUUUGCUAAGCUUGGUGUUGACAUCCAGAUUAUUCGGGAUCACACACAAUUUUUGCAUGUUAAGGUCAACUCAGGAGCUUUUCCAGAGGACAUCUUUUGUACUAUCUAUGCCAAGUGUUACAGAACCCCGAGGAGAAUUCUUUCGGAUGAAUUGACACGAAUUUCUCAUCAGAACGUACCAUGGCUCGUAGGAGGAGACUUUAAUGCUAUCUUACAUCCGAAUGAAAACCAAGGCGGAGAUAUGAGAAGAAUUGGAUCCAUGGACGACUUUAAUGAUAUGAUGUUCGACACCGGCUUAAUUGACGCUGGCUUUGAAGGGGAACCAUUUACCUGGACAAACAAUAGAGUUUGGAGGCGAUUGGAUAGGGUUCUCUAUUCCAAGGAGUGGACUGAAAGUUUCAAUACCACUAGAGUUUUACAUCUUCCUAGAAGGCUAUCAGAUCAUCACCCACUCCUCAUCAAUGCCACUAACGUAGAGGACAAAAAGCCUUCUUCAUUCAGAUUUCAAAAUAUGUGGUUGAAACACCAUACCUUCUUAGACACAGUCAAGCAAUCAUGGUGCCUACCAACAGAAGGAUAUGGGAUGUACAAGCUACAACAGAAAAUCUACAGAAUUAAGGUGCUACUCAAAUUAUGGAACAAGGAUACUUCUGGAAACGUCUUCACAACAGUCGAACAGGCAAAACAAAAUGCCACUGAAGCAGAAAAAAGAUUCAAUAUGGACCCCUCCGAGGCCAACCUUAUCGACCUCAAGAGAAGUAAUGCUGCUCUUGUUCAUGCACUCACAUUAAAAUCUGAAUAUUGGAAGCAAAAGAUAUCAGAAGAAUGCACUCGCAUUAUCAGUAGUCUACCAACAGACGAAGAGAUUAGAGAAACUGUAUUCAGCAUAGGUAAGGAAAGCGUAGCAAGCCCGGACGGCUUUUCAUCAGCUUUCUAUCAAGCCUGCUGGGAUUUCAUUGCUAUAGAUAUUUUUGAGGCAGUCAAGGAUUUCUUUCAUGGCACCCCAAUGCCCAGGAGCUUCACAGCCACAACAAUUGUGCUUGUCCCUAAAGUCGAAUCCCCUCAGACUUGGAAUGAUUUUAGACCCAUCUCCUUGUGCAAUGUCACCAAUAAAAUUCUAUCCAAGCUCAUUUACAACAAGCUUCACAACACACUUCCGGACCUUAUCUCCCCUUCUCAAAGCGGCUUCGUUCCAGGAAGACUUAUUGGAGACAACAUUCUUAUGGCUCAAGAGAUGAUUCACCAGCUUGAUCUUAGAUAUAACAAAGGCAACCUGGUCAUCAAACUGGACAUAUCUAAAGCGUAUGACAGAGUUAACUGGAAUUUUCGGUCUUGCAGAAGAUGGGAUUCCCUCAUAGAUUCCUCACUCUUAUCAAGCAUGCCACCCAAAACUGCUGGUUUACUGUGCUUGUCAAUGGAGAAACGACAGGAUUCUUCAAAUCAUCCCAAGGUUUAA
Sesamum indicum (sesame) is the source of this 1803-nucleotide messenger RNA. RefSeq lists its product as uncharacterized. NCBI's taxonomy places the organism in Eukaryota, Viridiplantae, Streptophyta, Magnoliopsida, Lamiales, Pedaliaceae. Gene Ontology annotation, molecular function: catalytic activity. The record is from RefSeq and is a predicted model, not a curated record.